This is a messenger RNA of Strongylocentrotus purpuratus (purple sea urchin), 4707 nucleotides long. RefSeq lists its product as uncharacterized. Gene Ontology annotation, biological process: regulation of DNA-templated transcription. Bases 226 to 3537 code for a protein of 1103 amino acids. The transcript has 15 exons. The record is from RefSeq and is a predicted model, not a curated record. NCBI's taxonomy places the organism in Eukaryota, Metazoa, Echinodermata, Echinoidea, Camarodonta, Strongylocentrotidae.
CCGGGAAGAAGUACACACAAAGCGACGUACGGUACUGUAACGAUCCAACUGAACACACAUCGCAGGUGCAGCAUAAAAAUUGCGCAUAGCGUGCAUGUACGUAUAGCGCAAGUACCAACCAUGGUGAACAGAAGAUCAGAGAUCGGAGAUCCUCGUAUCUCAUCCAGAUUCCAGACUAGUAUUGAUAAAUGCCAAAGCCAAAGGGCAUGAUUGAGUUGGAUUGGGAUGGAAUCUUCAUCAGCAUCGGAAGGAGCUAGCCCUGAUGUCCGUCCUGUUAUCUGUGAAAGUUUACAAGACCUGACUGAUUGGGGGGACCUACUAGGCAUUUGUGAGAAACAUGCCGAGCAGGUUGUACCUGAGAGAAAUGAUGUUGACCAGUCCAGCCAAGAAAGCAGUACAGAGGACCAUUCACGUGCAAGAUCAAGUCCAACAGGAGACAUUCCAGGAAACGGCGCUUCAAAUCUUCCACACAAAACUCCACAGUCGGACUCCAGUGUCAUUCCUAGUGUGGUCCACACAAAUGGGACUGCAGUGAGAACGCGGAAAAGAAUACGCCAUUCCUGGCCUGAUGUUUCCGUGAAGUUGGGCCAAGACGUGACAUAUAAUUGUUUUCCACAUGAACAUUUCAGCUUUGCCUUCAAGGAGGUUAUAUUUAGAGAAGAGAAAAUACAAGAAGAAGAUGAUGAAGAUGAACUGCCAGAAAUCAGCUUCGUUCCAUCUCCAGAGCCGACCUUGCCACCCAAAAAGGAGAAGUCAUCUCACAAGAGACACAAGGUGUUACAUAGCAGAAAGGCUGAUAAGAAAGCAUCUGUGCUCACAGAGCAGAGGGGCAAGAACACACCCGUCGCUCAACAAGGUCACUGUGAGGACAAGAAGGACAAACUCAAGGAGGGGCGGAGCUCUCCGCUUAUCGCAUUAGCUGUGUCUUUGAAGAAGCCAGGGGUGACCAAGGAAAGGAGACUUUUACCCAGUGUUGUGACUAGUGGAGGAACCACUGCAGGUUCCCAAGGUACAACCCUACAUGCACAAGUAGCUACCCUACAGCCGGGAGUGCAAACUUCUGCGAACAAGGGUGUCCACCCUCAACAGAGCUCUGGCGCAUCAAAUGUCUUACAGAUUCUUAACACCCCGCAGGAUGGGCGGCGUACGCCAACUCAUUCAAGCCUUGUCACAAUGUUGCCCCCUACCCCGCCAAACGAGCCAGUGGUGGUCCAACCCGUGUCCCAAACUGUGUCCAGAGUUGUGCCUAAGGGGCUACCCGGACAGCUUCCAAUGCAACGUGUGCAGGUGUUUGUGAAGCAAGUGGCUGCCCAACCAUCGAAACCGCUAGGUGUAAGUCCGUUCUCAUCGCCGACCUUUCGGAUCAUGAAGACGUCCCAGAUUCUCACCCCGCCGAUCGACAAGCGUGUUGCCCCUGUCUCGUCUCCUGCGAAGCAGCCAGAACAGCCAUGUGGAAAAACAGAGCAGCCGCUUCAGAAAGCAGAUCAGCCCCCCGAGAAACUGGAACACCCCUCUCAAAAAUCGGGAGAACCUCUCCAGAAACCAGAAGAACCUCAUGGAUGCAGACCUUCAGAGAUAUCCUCAGAGACACCAGUUACGAAAGACCUCAGCAGUACAUUAACCUCCCUAGAGGACUCCUCAGAAGCAACCACGAAACCCUCACUUGCCGUUGCUACGGAUGAUGAAGCCAAAGCGGGAGGGGAUGAAGAGGAGAUAGAUGUUGGUGAGACUCUGAUUACCACCUCCCAAGAUGAGACAGACUCGCAAGUUGAAGUCGUCGAAUCGGAAGUGGAAAUAAAAGAAGAUACGAAAGAAGUUUUGUCUUCCUUGAAGAGGAAAGCACCCUCUAGCCCAUGUUCAACACUUCUCAAGAUCAAAUGUGAGAAGAUUGAUGCCGUUGUGCGAAUCAACAAAACUAAUGAAGACCUCUAUCGUGCCGAAGGAAGCCAAGAAAAGCGUUCUGUUCAGGCCCGUAGGAAUUCUUUCUCAGCUGCAGAACAAGGCUGCUUCUUCAACGUCGUGGACAAGUCCAGCCGACUGGGGGUGUGUCCUUGCGGCCGUGCCAACGCCUACGAUGCGAUGAUAGCUUGCGACAACCCACAGUGUGAGAUAGAGUGGUACCACUUUACAUGUGUAGGGGUCACUAAGGUGCCAAAGGAUGAGUGGUUCUGUCCUUUUUGCUCAAAAGAAGCAGCUGAAACCUUGAGAAAGAAGAAGGAGAGAAGGAAAGAACAGCGAAGGAAGAAGAAAGAACUAGAAUUGAAGAGGAAGAGGAUGAAGAAGCCGCAGCAAGAGGAAGCAGGUCUAUGUCCCUGUGGCCAGCCCAACUCCUGGGACCGGAUGAUAGCAUGUGAUGGUCGAGACUGCUCGGUGGAGUGGUAUCAUUUCCGUUGUGUGGACGUGAAGAGUCCACCAGAGACGGAGUGGCUCUGUAUCUUGUGCAGGGAUAGUGUUCAAGAUCCCAGCAACAUUCCUUACGUAAGAAGGAAAAGGCAGCAUCGACCAAUCAAGUAUUCCAUCUACGGGGAAGGCGGAGAUGGAAGCACCGAUGAAUCUAAAGAAGCGAUGGAUUGGAAGGAGGACGAGUCCAGUGACGACUCCGGUGAUUCCGAUGACACUUCCAACGACGAGGAAGGCGACGACCACGACCACGGUGACGAUGGCAGGAGUCGUGUCCGGGAGCGGGCGAGAACCAAAUGGAGAGAGGCUUUGUCCGAGGAGGUCGACAUCGAAGUCGAUUCUAACUCGUCCGAUGAUGAAGAUGACGACGAUGAGCUGAGUCGGAGCAGACGCUCAAGGAGGAGUCGACAUAAAAAGAUUGAUUUGGACUUUGAGGAUGGGGCGGAGUUUGAUGAGGACGUGGAUGGAAGAGGGGAUGAGACAGUGAGAACUAAAGCCACCCCGAAGAGGGUUAGAACAAGCUCGGGUGAAAAGAGGAGACACAGUUCAGGUGCUCAAACCAAGGAAUCUCCAAGGAGGGAAAAGGACAUGGUGAAGGUUUCAACCAAUUCUGGCGAUCAAGGCUCCGAAGCUGUCAACAAACAGAAGAAUGUAUCAGAAGGGCGCUUCCUAAUCCGAGUGUGCAGCGCAUGUGGUCAGGAGUUCAUCGACCCACUGACUGAAGGCAGUCAGUCAGCAAACCAAGAAAACCCUGCCGCCGCCGUCCUCUGCCGUCUGUGUGUGAACAAAUCCAAGAAAGGAGGCGAGAAGUGCCUCCAAGCUGGCAUCCUCCUGCCCCCCUCUAAAACCAAAGAUACCAUAGCCGCCACCGCCACUCCCAGUCCUGCCGCAGGGGGUCAAGAUGACCCUCCGAACUCACCACCGGGCGAAGCAGGGGCGGGGAGAUCAACGCGUUUCCAUGAGAUUGUUGCGUGUAAGGUCUGUGGGAUGGGCUACAGGACAAGAGUGAGUUUGUUGAUUCAUAUGAAAGCCAAACAUCUGGGGCAUCUCAGCAGCUUUGAGUGCACACCGUGCGAUCGGCUCUUCAUUAGCCAGGAGGAGUGUGAACAGCACAUGGCUUCGCUUCAUCAUGUAUGAACAGCACAUAGUGGUGCUAUGUCAUGUGUGAACAGCACGUGGCUUCGUAAGAUCAUGUGUGAACAGCACAUAGUGGUGCUAUGUCAUGUGUGAACAGCAUGUGGCUUCGUAAGUUCAUGUGUAAAUAACACAUAGUGGUGUUAUAUCAUGUGUGAACAGCACAUGGCUUCGUAAGAUCAUGUGUGAACAUCCCCUAGCCAUGUUUCGUCACUUUGAAGCAAUGAGUGAGAACGGCACAAGGCCACGUCAGUGGUGAACACAGCACAUCGAUAACAUCUAUAUGUUGUAUUCUAGAGUAUGAACAAGCCUUUUCCAGGCUAGGUCAUGUGUGAACAUCAAUGAAUCAUUUUAGAGCAUCCAGGAUUGGGUGGUGUGAACAAUACCAUGUCAAAUCAUAUGUGAACCUGUAGGAACUGUGGAUGUGUUCACACCAGACAACUUAUUAUCUUUCUGCACAUUAAGGAUUUAUCGCGGUGUUAGCAGCUCUUUGGAUCAUACCAUCAUGCUUGACUCUCAGGGAUCAUAAACCUCUGUUUGGAGCCACAAGGGCAGUAGCUCAUGUACUAUACCACAGAGUUAACGCCCUUCUGGCUCUGAACUCAUGUUAAGGCACUCUAUCAGAAUGACACAUAGCACACUAAAUUGUACACCGAUCGUGGCAAACUUGGUCCCUAGGUCAACUUGGACUGGGAGGAAUUUUGGCUAGAUUGUGCGAGAAAACUGAAUUGAUCACGAACGCAUGCCUAUAUUUGUGCAUGAAGUACGUAUUUAGAACAGUCAAAUUCAAGAUUGUUUUAUCUGAUUAGAACCAGAAGGGCAUUAACUCUAAUUGUUUUACACAAAGUUUACACCCUUCUGGCCCCUAACAGAUGAUUGAUGGAAAUACAUAAAAUGUGUAAAAAUCUAUUCUUAGAAAGGUUAGGUUGACAAUUUUAGGGGGUAAAAUGCUAUAAAAUAUGAAAUUUAUGGCUAUUUCAUUGGUCGGUUUGAGUAGUAUCCACUUCCAGGUGUGACUCCUUAUCACCUCGUAUUGCCGAGUUCGGCGUAGUGCUGGGGGACGUUUUACAAAACUCGUCAUCAGUGACAAAUGACAGUUUUUGUUAUAAGCUACUGAAAUCCUUGCAUCUGAUUGGUUAUCAACUGAUUUGUCACUGAUUUUUGUCAUUUGUC